Pyrus x bretschneideri (Chinese white pear) is the source of this 1607-nucleotide messenger RNA. Its product is annotated as argininosuccinate synthase, chloroplastic. The transcript is spliced from 9 exons. Gene Ontology annotation, cellular component: cytoplasm. Gene Ontology annotation, biological process: L-arginine biosynthetic process; urea cycle. The record is from RefSeq and is a predicted model, not a curated record. The coding region runs from base 156 to 1463 and encodes 435 amino acids. Gene Ontology annotation, molecular function: ATP binding; argininosuccinate synthase activity. NCBI's taxonomy places the organism in Eukaryota, Viridiplantae, Streptophyta, Magnoliopsida, Rosales, Rosaceae.
AACCUCUACAAUAAAACCCAAAACCGAGAGACGCUCGCCGACAGAGAGCUACUCAAAGUCUCAAACUACACAACCACCGUCUGUUCGCUCGCCACUCCUCACCACCUGCCGUUGUCGCCGCCCCUAAUCUCCGAUCACCCGCCGCCACCGUGGCCAUGUCCGCCUGCUCCGCCGCCAACCUCCCUCUUCACGCUCCCGAAAGUGAAUCAUAUCCAUACCAUGAGACAGAAGUCUCCGGGUCCACGAAGGAAAGAGGGUUGCGUGGCAAAUUGAAUAAGGUUGUCCUGGCCUAUAGUGGUGGCCUAGACACAUCAGUCAUUGUUCCAUGGUUAAGGGAGAACUAUGGUUGUGAUGUUGUUUGCUUCACAGCCGAUGUUGGUCAAGGUAUAAAAGAAUUGGAUGGUCUGGAAAAGAAGGCGAAGGCCAGUGGGGCUUCUCAGUUAGUAGUGCAGGAUCUAAAGGAAGAGUUUGUAAAGGACUACAUAUUCCCUUGCUUGCGGGCUGGUGCAAUAUAUGAGAGGAAAUACUUGCUGGGGACUUCAAUGGCCCGCCCUCUUAUUGCUAAGGCCAUGGUUGAUGUUGCGAAAGAAGUUGGAGCUGAUGCCGUAGCUCAUGGAUGCACCGGGAAAGGAAAUGAUCAGGUUCGCUUUGAGCUGACGUUUUUCGCUCUCAAUCCCAAACUAAAUGUUGUGGCUCCUUGGAGGGAGUGGGAUAUUACAGGCAGAGAAGAUGCUAUUGAAUACGCUAAGAAACAUAAUGUGCCUGUCCCAGUGACAAAGAAAUCCAUAUACAGCAGAGACGGCAAUUUAUGGCACCUUAGUCAUGAGGGUGACAUUUUGGAGGACCCGGAGAAUGAGCCUAAGAAGGAUAUGUUCAUGUUAACAGUCGAUCCAGAAGAUGCACCAAAUGAACCUGAGUAUCUAGAAAUCGGAAUUGUUUCAGGAAUUCCGGUUUCAGUCAAUGGGAAAGAACUUUCACCGGCCUCUCUACUUGAUCAUCUAAAUCAGAUUGGUGGAAAACACGGAAUUGGCCGUGUGGACAUGGUUGAAAACCGGCUAGUUGGCAUGAAGAGCCGUGGAGUCUAUGAAACUCCCGGAGGCACCAUCCUCUUUGCUGCUGCACGAGAGCUUGAGUCUUUAACACUGGACCGAGAAACAAUGCAAGUUAAAGACUCGUUAGCUCUCAAAUACGCGGAGCUGGUGUACGCAGGCAGGUGGUUUGACCCACUUCGGGAGUCAUUGGAUUCGUUCAUGGAGAAAAUCUCUAAAACAACCACCGGAUCAGUAACUCUGAAGCUGUACAAGGGUUCGGUUACUGUGACGAGCCGGAAGAGCCCAUACAGCCUGUACAGGCAGGACAUCUCGUCGUUCGAGAGCGGGGAUAUAUAUGAUCAAGCUGAUGCUGCUGGGUUCAUUAGGCUGUAUGGCCUUCCCAUUAGGGUUCGAGCAAUGCUCGACGCUUGAAGGGCGAGUCUUCAAUGGCUAUGUUAGUUUUUGUUUGUAAUGUUAUGUUAGCCAGUUGUUUUAGACAAGAAUUUAAUUGUGGUUCAACUUCGAAUUGUUUGUUUUAAUAAACAGAAAACGAGUAAUCAUAUAAAGGCUUUAAUA